AUGGGGGCGGCCGCAUCGACAGAGCUGGCAGAGGCGAUCGGCGCCGCGCCGGGAGGAGUGGGCGCUUCGCAGGCCUCGAGAAAGGGCGGAAAAGCGCGGGCUUCCGCGAAAGUGCAGCCCGUGUGGGAUGAGGGGGAGGACGAGGCGAUAGAGCGGAAAGCGCGGCAGCUGGAGCAGCUCAAGGACCGCGUGAACGCAGCCAUCGCGUCUGGUAGUCGUGUCAAGCAGCUAUUGGAGGACGAGGUGCGGCGCGAUAUGGGUUUGUCGGCGAUUCGCCUGCGGUUCACCGGGAACGGCGCUCUGGAGCACUGCAGCUUGUUCUCAGAGGCCGGCGGCCGGCACAUUUGCAACCAGGACUCCAUGAUCGCGUGGGAGGAUUUCAACGUCCCAGAAAUCGCGGGUCGCGUGAAAGGCCGCAUGCCUCCCGGCGCCGCGUCUGACGUCAUCUUCUGCGCCGUCUUCGACGGUCACGGGCCCAACGGCCACCUCGUCUCGCAGCGCGUGCGCGACUCGCUCCCGAGCCGCAUCGCGUCGCUUCUCGCGCCUCCUCCCGUAGCAACCGUGUCGCCAUACGGCCACCUCGACAAGUGCGCGCCGCCGAUGGCGCCUGCAAGCGACCAGCUCUUGCAGCGGCUCGGAGUUAAUGGAGGCAGCAGCAAGAGCAAAGGCGCUUCGGGCAAAGUCCACCCCUUGGGAGUAGCCCCGGCCUACGGCGGUGGUGGCGACGGCGGGAUGACGUUGCAGCGGUCGCGAUCCGCCAAUUCGUUAGAAAAUUUCACGCCUCGGGGGCCCGUUUCCCCCUAUCACUCGUCCUCGUCGUCAGCGUCCCCUGCGGCGGCAGCGGCGGCGGCGGCGGCAGCCGAGGCGUCCAGAGAGGCGUCGAAGGCGCAGGUGGAGCGCGCGUUUCGGCGCGCGUUUCUGGAGAUGGACGACGAGCUGCGCAGCCACCCGCACGUGGACGGCCACGUCAGCGGCAGCACCGCCGUCGUCGCUGCCCUGCUGGGCCGUCGAUUGGUGGUGGCGAGCAUUGGGGAUUCACGCGCAGUGUUGGCGUACCGUUGCAAGGCGGGCCACGCCGUUCCCGGGACGGCUGCAUCCAUUGGCGGCAUGCAGUGCAAACCGCUCACCAACGACCACAAGUGCAGCGUCGCCUCUGAGCGAAAACGGAUUGAGCAAGCGGGAGGGCGAGUCCAGGCGUCGGAACAUGAGCCGGGUAACCCGCGAAUCUGGUUACCGCGCGAGCGAAGCCCUGGUUUGGUGCCGUCGCGAGCGUUCGGCGACUUCGUGGUGAAGGAUUAUGGGGUUAUCGCCGAACCAGAUAUCCUCAUUCGCCACCUCACCUCGGAAGACGAAUUCAUUAUCCUCGCUACAGACGGGCUUUGGGAUGUCAUGACCCCUCAGGAAGCCAUGUCAGCAGUGCUAGCCGCCCCAACCCGUCAGACCGCGGCCCGGCAUCUUGUCGCUCGUGCUCGCAGCAUCUGGGCGGCAAAGCACCAGUCAGAAGGGAACGAGGAAGCGUUUGACGACACAGCAAGCAUGGGCACGGUGUGCACGGAGGCAUCGUUUGGUACGGUGAUCUACUCGGAAGCAGAUUACAAGCCGAGUGGAACGGGCUCAGCAGAAGUGGAGAGCAAUUCUGCUGUGGUGCUCACCCCCCCCGUGUGUGAGGACGGGUUUUACCGCGAUGAUACCAUUCGAGUGCCGGUUGAGAGGCAGGCAGAGGGUCGGGAGAAAGAGAACAUGGGGAAUGGAGAUGGAGUGAGGCUGGUGCUGGGAAGCAUGGGUCAGGGAAUGAGCAGCCAGGAUAGCAGCAGCAACAGCAUCGUCAGCCUCAAUGGUAGUGAUAGCAAAGUGGUGAAGCAAGGUGGCAAUGUGGAGGGCAAGCGAAGCGUUCUUGGGCUGUUUUACAAUGGCGAAGUCGCUGCCUCUGUGUCUGCAUCUGCCUAUGCAUCCCUUAGUAGUUCCAAGGUAGUGCCACUGCCUCCUGAAGACCACAGCAGUCCAGCCCCUGGGAACUCUCCUGGGAAACCACCUGAAAAAGCACCUGGGAAUCCACCUGUCACGAUCACCAUCUGCUCUGCUGAUGGUAAGCUCGUGGCGCCGGAUGCUCGAGUCAUGGCUCCACCCAUGCGCUCUCGCAGUCUUACAGCCCUGUCUGGCUGCAUCGGUGGUGGCAUGGGCGGCACAGGCGGCACAGGCGGCAUGGGAAUGGCAUGCAUGGAUGCCUACACGAGGGAAGACCUGGGAAGCGAGAAUAGCAGCAGCUGCACCGGCGGGAAUGGCUAUGGCUGCACGAACACGCGGGCAGUGGAUCGCUAUGUGAGUCUGGAGAGCGGGGUUGCUGUAGAGGCAGGGGGCGGAGCAGAGGACGGGGUCGGGAGUAAAUGGGGUGGUAAGUGGGGGAGCGCAUGGGAGAGCAGUGGUGCAGGGUGUGGUGAGGCCGUGCGGUAUGCAGUGGCACGGCUGGCCCCCUUCCUUGAUGGUGCGCUCGAAAAUCCGUUUCGGCUUCCUGAUGAAGCUGAAACGGAUUCCAAUCCGCACUUGAGUGGUGAGUAUGCAGCCAUGUCACGCGGAACAGCCGCGGCGAUCUCAUCGCCUUGGGACGCAGACAUCGACAGCCAAUGGGAGCGUUACACGUCUCUCUACCCCUCCACCCGCGCCGCAAACCUCUACGCCGGCGGCGGCGACGCUAACGAUGCCGACGAAUACGAUUCGGACUCGGACCGUUAUUAUACCUCGCGGUUCUCCCUAGACUCUAAUUCCUCGGACGGGAGCCGCGUCAGCAGCAGCGGCGCGUCGUGCUGGGAGGCGGAACUCGCGUGCGACCCGGUGUGGGUCGACGACGCUCGCUCGCGAAUUCGCAACGCGGCGCUCGCCGUCGUCGAGACGCAGCAGGCCGUCGCAGCGGCGAACUGGAUGAACCGAACCUUCGAGGACUUUUCGCACGACUGCCCGGCGGAAGCGGAUGCUGUUUGCGGCUGCCCGGCGGCCGCGCAGCCGUGCCAGCACGACGAGCUCGCCGCGUCGUACCGCGCGAAAUACGAGCCGGCGGCGAAAGCCAGCAAAGCGCGCCGAGCCUCGUUCGGUUCGUCUGCCGCUGAGUCGAAUCGCAGCCACGCGAAGAAGGGAUUCUUCGGGAAGACGAGCAAGCAGAGCGGCGCCGAAGAAGCUCCGGAGAAGGUUUCUGGUUCCAGCAGCGGGGCAAAGGCGAAGAGCUCUCGCAAGGGCCUUGCUUCUUUCAUUGCUGGAUGGAUGUAA
Closterium sp. Yama58-4 is the source of this 3258-nucleotide messenger RNA. The record is from the annotation of a GenBank genome assembly. Lineage: Eukaryota; Viridiplantae; Streptophyta; Zygnematophyceae; Desmidiales; Closteriaceae.